Molecule: messenger RNA, 5129 nt
Organism: Porites lobata
Lineage: Eukaryota; Metazoa; Cnidaria; Anthozoa; Scleractinia; Poritidae
Source: the annotation of a GenBank genome assembly
AUGUCAUCUGAUAGAAAUGAGAGGCUUGUUUACCGAGCUGGAUCAGACAAAGGUCCAACAUUUGACAACGACGUAAACACAAAUGAAGGUAAGUAAGUAUUUUGUGAAAGACGAUCUACUUUAAUGAAGUUCGGUCAUUAUAUCUAUGAACUACAUCCAUACCUACACCCUGAAUUUGACUUUAAACUUAAAUUUCCCGCCCAUUCAUAUUCCUUUCAAGUUUAUUUCCCAAAAGUGAUUCGCCAAAAAUAAAAAACAACAACAAAUCAUAAAUGGUGCGGGUUCAACCUGCUGCGCUUUCCAUUCCUUUUAAUCGCGACUUUAUAUUAGAUUUGCUAUUUAUUAGAUUAGUCCUAUUUAGGACUAAUCUUUCCAUUUUGUUAGAUUAGUCCUUCCACAUCCACGCUUCUUCUUUAUUUCCCAGGUACACGUAAGGGGGUUUUGUUGGCUUUUGUCGUUGUUUUUAUCACAGCAUGAAAUAGUGUGGAUAAGGAAAUGUUCGAAAAAGAAAGAUCGUGAAAACACAUUACAGCAUAGGGCACUCCCUUAUUUGGCCUUAACGGGCCGGGAAUGGACCGCUGAGUAGGGUUUCAGGGUGUUGAGUCUUAAAGAGGGUAUACAAUUUCACUAUUUAGCUUCUUGAACAGUGUGUCUUUUUGGACGGAGAGGUUUUAAAAGAGUGUAAAGGUCGGGCGAUGAGUGGUCUGCAUUUGUGGAAACAGCAUUUUUUCCAGAAAAUCUAAUACCAUGAUGUUCGUUUGAAAAAUUUCCUAACUCUCUUUGCAAAACUAAACGAAUUGGGUCAUAAAAUAAGGUCUCCUGUCUUAAACAGGGUAGCGAAAUAGCCAAUUUUUGUCUUAGACAGGGUCAGGAUAUGAAGGUCUCGGCGGCACACCUCUACUAACGGCUUCCCUUAACCCGAUAUUUUAAUUUCUCGAGGGACUUAAUCUCCCGUUUCCCUUGAAACUCCUGCCACGAACAGUGACGGGCACUAAUUACCUAAAGAAACUCCGAAGGAAGGCGGGAAGGGGGUAUUAAUAGUUUUAACUUGUUUGCAGUAUGGCUAGUCAAGAAUCGGAAUUUGUACUAUCCACUUCACCAAGACUAUCCAAAACGACGACAAACCACACGAACAAAUCGGGAUGUUUGUUUAUGGCAAACGGACAGUACGAACUCAGAGAACUUACUCGUCGAAGAGCAUCCGAAGUUUCGGGGAGUUUGCGUGAUUCAAUUAAAAGAGGUAGUUGAAAAUUAACUGGGUUAAGUUCAGUUAGAUGCAAAGUAGGAAGCGGCUUAUGGAGCUACAACCAGUUGCAGAAAUGUUGGGACAGUCCGACGAAAACAACGACCCUUCUUCCUUCAAAUCGCUGCUAGUCACAGGUCUGCGAUAUAUAAUACUGACCUUCCCCCUACCUUCCAUUCAUAGUUGUUCCUCCAAGUUUUGAGCAUGGUCUUGCAUUGCUAGCAUUUUUUAUAAGGGGUGGAGGAGGGAUGAAAAGCACAAGAGUGGACAGGCCAUUUAAGCCAAAAUACAUACAGUACAGUGUCUCAAGUACUUUUGCAGCUGGUUGUAGUAGUCAGGCGAGGAGUGUUUUUCCACUGGCUUCAACUUCCUAACUUGUUUUUACCAGGAACGACUGGUAUGGGGUAUAUUAUGAUAAUGCAGAUAAACGUUUCAGAAAACGUGAUUUUAUUUUUUCGCGUUUCCACGGUUGGUCGAAAAAGUCAUUGUCAUUUUUAGAUUUUAUCAGUGUUAUGAUCCUGAAAUUUAAACACAAUACUCCCUUGGAUACAAAUAUAUCUAAAAACUGCAUCCAUACCUACCUGUAUAAGGUAUAACAAGGCGCUAUGCAGCGUACACUUCGGCGUCGUAGUUGUGGAACUGAUUAAUUGUAAAUGCGGAGGAAUAGUAAGAAAUGAAAUUUGGAAAGAGUAAGGUGUUAAUUUGUGAAUUUAUAUGAUUUGUCAGGAUAUUCUGAAAAGAGCAACAUCCAAGAGGCCUACUUGUCAAAAACUAGCUUUUCAGCGCAAAUUGUCUCUAAGAUAUCAGCCCAGUUAUGCUCUGAUGACUCCAUACAAAUCCUUCUAAAUUUGACUUGGGUCCAAACGUUUAGACCUAAGUCAAAUAUGAGGUUACUGGCGGUGAAUAACAAGUCUAACAAAACAAAAAGUGAAAAAAUAAUUCUCUAUUUUUCUUACAUCAGGCUUCAAAAACAACAUAGCAGUCUCAUGUACUGAUUAAAGAUAUGUAAGGCAUGGGUAAGGAGUCAAUUAGGUUGAGCAUGGAAUUGGCUAAAACUCAUUGUUACGAGUUCCAAUGUUUUGAGGAUAAUUAAUCACUGACUAUCAGCACGCAGUGAUGUCGGAUUAACUCAAGGAAGUUUAAUACCAGAGGAACGUAGUCUUUACAGAAAACACAGCAUCCGCCAACACAAACUUGACUUGAACUUAAGUAAAACUAACCAGCCCCUGUCAAAAAUAACAAACUCUCACUUGAACCACAGAUAUCUUACGGCUUCCGCCAACUUGUAAACACAAAACUUGAAAAUCGACCUUCGUCAUACUUGACUGGCACAGCACUCCAGGUCGUGGGGAAAAAACUUAGUUCAUCAAAAGAACUCACCUGGAACUUGUAUACCGUUUGACAUAAGGUUCUAGAAAAUACUAAACAGGCGAAUAGUAGUUACUUUUUCUACAUAUUUUAUGAUUUCAGUAACUGAUGCAAAUCUGCUGACUCAUGCUGAAAUGCAAACAUGCCCUAAUUAAUUAUUCAUGAAUAAUCCAAAAACGUAGAGAACGUUCGAGAAAGUCACGCAAUGCAUGAAAGCAAUUUUACCACGUAACACUCAACAAAGACAGCACGUCUUUGUGCAGCAUUUUGUAACUUUAAAUUCAUCAUAAAACAGUUCGAAAGGAGCGCUCACUCGUGAAAUGUUUUUCAACACGCGAAGAGAAAUUUCGUGUCUCUGCGCGGCCAUGUAAUGUCCUCUAUUUAUUCCUCGAGUAAACUAAAGAUUAAACUCGCAGUGAUCUCAAGAUAUCACGAAGUAAUCCCGUCUCAUUUCGUGAAAUAGCCGAAACAAGCCAAAAAGUCACGAACUUGCGCGCUUAAUCUUGUCCCGAAACUAGUGCAUAAUUUCAUAGCUAUUUUUCAUAUUCCGAACUACCUUGGGUAUCGGCUAAUCCCUCAACUUUAGAGUCUCCUCUGAUCUGACGGGUCACACAGGUGAGUCGGUUCAAACCCCGGGAAAGCCAAAAUAAUAAUUCUUUCUUCCUCGAACAAGCUAAAGAAUAAAUCAAAGAAAUCAAAGUGAUCUCGAGAUAUCUCGAACUAAUUCUGCUCUCACUUUGUCAAAUAGCGAAAAAAACCGAAAACCUACAGACUUUGCGUGUCCAAUCCUGUCCCAAAGAUGUCAACUUUGAUACAUUCCUGAACGUUGCGCUCCACCGAAGUAAUAAUCUCUUGACAAGAGAGUUCAUAUAAUUGUCUUAAAAUUUACUAUUUCAUACAAAUUCGACGUGUGUUUUUUGCUCUUACAAACCCCGGCGUAACCACUCGAACCAAACCGAACGCUUUAUUUAUUAAUCGCACUUAAUCGAACAAUUGGGUGCGAUUAAGUUUGGUAAUCGAACCCAAUCGAACUCUCACAAAAAAAUUUUAGUAAUCGAACCCAAUCGAACUUUGAUUGAGUUCGAUUAGGUUCGAUGAUCAAAGUUGGCAUACAUUCGAUUAAAAAUGGGACGUUAUACGGAAGAUUGCGCGUGUUUUCCGGAUACUUUUUUUUAUAGGGGUCAGUCUUACGUACUGAGUAUACAGUAUGUAGGGAGUGGUUGUGGCGGACCAAUGUUGUGUAUUUUUUACGUAUUUUUGGAGCGAAAAUAUACAACAUCAGGGAAGAACAAGACUAUAUUGCUAUUUUACAAUUAAAAUUCAUCCUUUAAUCAGCAUCCCAGGUACAGAUUGUUCCAAUAAAAAUGGCGGCCUUUUGUUGCAAGAAAGCCUAGUGGAAUGAAUGAACCUUUAUACCGUUGAAUUAGCUAGUGUUUCAGUUCAUUGCAAUGCCCGGCUCGGUUGUUACAUGACUUUUCUAAGUUGACUCUACUAGGCUGAUAACAGUGGUGAUAAUAGAUUAUGUUUUAGUAAAGCUCCAGUCAAUCUAAUGUUCGAUUCAACUGAUUCUUGUUUGGUUCUUUUUAAUUUGCUCACUCUGCAAAAUCCUUGUUUAUUUUGAGUCAUUGGUUUCGAAUAAGUUCGAUUAAGUUUGAUCAGUUCGAUUGAGUUCGGAAAUCGAACUUAAUCGAACUCUCACGCAAACGUUUUGGUUCGAUUAUGUUCGAUCAGAUUACCGAACUUAAUCGAACCCAAUCGUUCGACUAAUUUCGAUUGAGUUUGAUAAAGUUCGAUUACCGAACAGUUCGAGUGGUUACCCCGGGUAAAAACUGAAGCGAAUCAUAAAAGCCAACAUUCCUUUUCGCGUCCCUGGAGAUUGCAUUAGUUUUACUUUCUAGUAGACACGUUCGUUGGCGCUGUUCUGAUAAAUAAGAAAGAAAUUGCCUCGUUUUCUUCAUAGCAUUAAGGGAUAAUUCUUCCUUCCUGUCGUAGAAAAACACCCAUACAAAUUUUCUUCUGUGCUUUAUAAUAACAGGGCGUCAAGAGAUCAACAAGCUAUAAAGAAGAAGAAAAAAGAAAACUCAUUUCAAAUGAGUAUCAAAAAAUUAAAGACGAAUUGAGCUCUUUAACCUGGGUUAAAACAAGUCCCUUCAGAUGCCAAGGAGGGAUGUCACUCAUACGCUUUAGUAUGCUAGUGCAUGCCAUAAAUGUCUACUUGAAUGACAACUAUCCAGAAGCCCCAGAAGACUUUAAUUUCCAGGCGGAGCUAAAGGCUGCAAGCCACUGGCAUUGGUCGGAUGAUGAAAAACGAUGUCUUGCGCUUGGGCCUCAUGAUGAUUGUCGCGUAAAAUUUGCUGCGAAACAGACAUUUGAUAAAUGGGUAGAAGAACUGGAUAAAGAGAGGGAACAGCUGUUCAAAAAAUCUGGAGAAGACAGCCGCUCUUCGGAUGAGGACGAAAGGGUGUCAGGUAAACAAGCGGGGACACGUUCUCCUCGGUCAUCUUCGGGAAUUUUGUAA